GCGAAGGGUGUUCGAGCGCUAUAGCCUGGAAGAGAUAGAGCAAAAGUUCCUGCCGUACGAUCACAGCACAGCAGGGGAAUUUAUAUAUGAAGUUAACCCAUCAGAAGGAACCGACAUCUCCCCAGAAGGAUGCCUAAUUCCGCCGAACACUAAGGGAAUAUCUACAAGUAGUGCAUGGCGAGAGCAGGUAGACCACCUACUGUUGGAUAAGAUAAUGAAUAAUCGUAAACUGAUGGCAAAACUAGGAGGCAUGAGUCUCCCUGAGGAUGGUGGCGCGGCCAAUGAUGGCGCGCCAGAAGGAGUAUCCUUCCUGAUGGGUAUCAGUCAUAUGACUGGAGUACCCUUCUCCAUCAUGCACGACCCCACCAUAGCUGACUUGUGGAUGGUGUUGAGAGACAUGUUCUUGACAAUAAACCAGGGGCGUGUUAAAGGCAACAAGCUUACCAAUAUUAAAAUUUCGAUCGCCUCUAGAGAUGGGAAAACCCGCUCUAGCGCAAAGGACUUAGGAACCGCUGUCAUGACUUCAGGAGGGCCCAACGUGGACAGCCACGUACUGGUCUCAGAGCCUGAGAGGCGAAUCGACACGUGGGGCCGGUUAUGCGAAAUCAAUAGGCGAACCGGGAUUACGCAUGAACUAGGAGCAGGGGUUCGAUGGACCAUAACCUUCUAUUCAGAUUUCAGGAACAGGUUCAGUCAAAACACAGCAGUUCAGUUGAUGGACUCCGUCACUGACGGAACCUUGUGGAGUGCUGACCAGCAUCCACAGAAAGAUACUGAGGCUGAGGGAGCAGCUGCGAACUCAACCGAAACAACCGCGGAGGCCGAAGUUUGGCCACCGUGGAAAAACGCCGACAGGGAUGAGCGAGGGCUACCGUUGCCUGACCAACCCAAAGACUUAGGCGUCGACGAUCAGUGGCGAGUAAAACCUGCUACGGAUCAAGAAUUAAUUGACACCAUGAAAAGGAUUGGUGUGACAGAUAACCCAGUGCUCGGGGACUCCAUGAAGCAGCACUUCAAAGAGAUGAUAGCGUACUGUUGGGGUAUGUUUGAUAAAACCCUUAGACCGGUAGACUCAGACCCGGUUGGGAUUCAGUUCUUAGACCCCCGACAGCAGCCUAUUAAACUACAGCCAUACAGACUCAAUGCCCCUAAACUAGCCUUCUUGAAAGACACAAUUCAGGAAUGGAUACGAGAUGGAAGAUCCAGCGUCGAGGGCGGUGGCUGUCUGAUUGUUGGUUACUGCAUAUUGGUGCUCUGGGGCAGCCCCGGCAUCAUUGGGGUUUUGCUUCGCUUCUUGGAUCUAUCGAGCAUCACCUCUCUCCCAGCGUUGGCGCAGCGUUUCGCGGCGGAUCACUCGCGUGUGCUUUUCAUGCUCGCCCGGGCCACACCUACUCUCGAGCGACGCCUCAUGGAAGUGCUGUCUGAUAACGGCUACGAUGCC
Molecule: messenger RNA, 1441 nt
Organism: Aureococcus anophagefferens
Lineage: Eukaryota; Pelagophyceae; Pelagomonadales; Pelagomonadaceae
Exons: 3
Source: RefSeq, a predicted model, not a curated record